This is a messenger RNA of Echinops telfairi (small Madagascar hedgehog), 4031 nucleotides long. It is a transcript of the gene CCAR2, whose product is annotated as cell cycle and apoptosis regulator 2. Gene Ontology annotation, biological process: RNA splicing; regulation of DNA-templated transcription. NCBI's taxonomy places the organism in Eukaryota, Metazoa, Chordata, Mammalia, Afrosoricida, Tenrecidae. The transcript is spliced from 21 exons. Gene Ontology annotation, molecular function: RNA polymerase II complex binding. Bases 226 to 2982 code for a protein of 918 amino acids. The record is from RefSeq and is a predicted model, not a curated record. Gene Ontology annotation, cellular component: nucleus; DBIRD complex.
GCUUCCGGGGCGCACACCGUCUCCUCGCCGCCACUGGCAGCCUCCAUUUUCCUAGGCCCUGCCGUGGAGCAUUUUGGCGGAUGUUUUUGAAUGAAUGAAUGUCACGGAGCUCUUCCCAGCCCCCGAGCCCCCAGCCCUCCGCGGGUGGCGUGACCUAGUGAGAGGGGCAUCGCGAUUGGGAGACCCGGGUUUUCCCUACGACACUGAAAAAGGACGGCAUUCCCAAUGUCCCAGUUUAAGCGCCAGCGGCUCAAUCCGCUUCCAGGGGGUCGUAACUUCUCAGGUGCGGCUUCAACAUCCCUUCUGGGUCCCCCUCCUGGUUUGCUCACUCCUCCGGUGGCCACGGAACUGUCCCAAAAUGCCAGACACCUGCAGGGUGGCGAGAAGCAGCGCGUUUUCACUGGCAUUGUUACCAGCUUGCACGAUUACUUUGGGGUGGUGGAUGACGAGGUCUUUUUUCAGAUAAGUGUGGUGAAGGGCCGGCUGCCCCAGCUGGGUGAGAAGGUGCUGGUGAAGGCUGCAUACAACCCAGGUCAGGCAGUGCCCUGGAAUGCUGUCAAGGUGCAAACACUCUCCAACCAGCCCCUGCUGAAGUCGCCAGCACCUCCCCUUCUGCAUGUGGCAGCCCUGGGCCAGAAGCAAGGGAUCUUGGGAGCUCAGCCUCAGUUGAUCUUUCAGCCUCACCGAAUUCCCCCGCUCUUUCCUCAGAAGCCUCUGAGUCUCUUCCAAACAUCCCACACACUUCAUCUGAGCCACCUGAACCGGUUUCCUGCUCGGGGUCCUCAUGGACGGUUGGAUCAGGGCCGAAGUGAUGACUAUGACUCCAAGAAGCGCAAACAGCGGGCUGGAGGAGAACCUUGGGGUGCUAAGAAACCGAGGCAUGACCUGCCUCCCUACCGGGUCCAUCUCACCCCCUACACUGUCGACAGCCCCUUCUGUGACGUCUUAGAACUCCAGCGCCGUUACCGCAGCCUCCUGGUCCCCUCCGAUUUCCUGGCCGUUCACCUGAGCUGGCUGUCAGCCUUCCCUCUGAGCCAGCCCUUUUCCCUCCAUCAUCCGAGCCGAAUCCAGGUAUCUUCUGAGAAGGAGUCAGUUCCAGACGCUGGUGCUGAGCCUGCCCCUUCAGACAUCGACCCUGCGUAUAGUUCCAAGGUUCUGUUGCUCUCGUCCCCGGGAUUGGAGGAGUUGUAUCGUUGUUGCAUGCUGUUCGUGGAUGACAUGGCCGAGCCUAGGGAGGCCCCAGAGCACCCUUUGAAGCAGAUUAAGCUUUUGCUGGGCCGGAAAGAUGAAGAAGCAGUGCUGGUUGGGGGUGAGUGGUCUCCCUCCUUGGACGGCCUUGACCCCAAGGCUGACCCGCAGGUGCUAGUCCGCACUGCCAUCCGCUGUGCGCGAGCUCAGACGGGCAUCGACUUGAGCAGCUGCACAAAGUGGUGGCGCAUUGCUGAGUUCCAGUACCUGCAGGCAGGGCCCCCCCGGCGGCUCCAGACAGUGGUGGUGUAUCUGCCAGACGUCUGGACCAUCAUGCCGACUCUGGAGGAGUGGGAGACCCUGUGCCAGCAGAGAGCUGCAGAGGCAGCUGUCCCGCCUCAGGAGGCACCCUUGGAAACAGAGGCUCCUGAGCAGGCUGUGGAUGCAUCAGAGCAAGCGGCAGACAGCUCGAAGCAGAAUGCAGAGAACCCAGAAGGCCCCGGCCAGCAGGAUGCAGACACUGACCUCCCAGAGGCCCCCCCACCGCCCUUGGAACCUGCCCUGGUGGCUCGCCCAGGUUGUGCAAACCUCUCUCUCUACGGCAUUGUGGAGGACCGGAGGCUGAAGGAAAGGGUCUCUUUCGAGGUGAUGGUGUUGGCUGAGCUGUUUCUGGAGAUGCUGCAGCGGGAUUUUGGUUACAGGAUUUACAAGAUGUUGCUGAGCCUUCCUGAAAAGGCAGUGACACCGCCUGAGCCUGAGAAGGAGGAGGCAGCCAAGGAGGAGGCGGUCGUCAAGGAGGAGGCGUCCCAGGAGCCCAAGGAAGAGGCACAGAAUGAGAGCGUGGCCGCUGAGUCAGAUGCCCCCCUGAAAGAGGACGGCCUGGUGCCCAAGCCCCCAUCUUCUGGGGGCGAGGACGAGGAGAAGCCCCAGGCCGAGGCCUCAGAUGACCUUAGUGAGAUGGCUCUGGACCCAGACCUGCUGCUCCUGCGAGACGACGGAGAAGAGGAGUUUGCAGGAACAAAGCUGGAGGAUUCGGAGGUACGGUCUGUUGCCUCAAACCAGUCGGAGAUGGAAUUCUCUGCGCUCCAGGACAUGCCCAAGGAGCUGGACCCCUCUGCUGUGCUCCCCUUAGACUGUCUGCUUGCUUUUGUGUUCUUUGAUGCCAACUGGUGUGGCUACUUGCACCGGAGAGACCUGGAGCGGAUCCUCCUGACCCUGGGGCUGCGGCUCAGUGCAGAGCAGGCUAAGCAGCUGGUCAGCAGGGUGGUGACCCAGAACAUCUGCCAGUACCGGAGCCUGCAGUACAGCCGCCAGGAGAGCUUGGAAGGUGGACUUCCCGAGGAGGUGCUCUUUGGGAACCUGGAUCUGUUCCCUGCUCCCGGGAAAAGCCCACAGCCAGGUGCUGCCCCUGCAGAACACGAAGGCCUGGUGUCCCACAAUGGCAGCCUGAUCAACGUGGGCAGCCUGCUGCAGCGAGCGGAGCAGCAGGACAGUGGGCGGCUCUACCUGGAGAAUAAGAUUCACACCCUGGAGCUGAAGCUGGAGGAGAGCCAUACCCGGUUCUCAGCCACUGAAGUGACGAAUAAGGCACUGGCAGCGGAGAUGCAGGACUUGCGGACACGGCUGGCUGAGGCUGAGGAGACAGCCCGGACCGCUGAGCGACAGAAGAACCAAUUCCAGCGGCUGUUACAGAACUUCCGACGGCGCCUGACCCCUCUGCAGCUGGAGAUGCAGCGGAUGGUGGAGAAGGCCGACAGCUGGGUAGAGAAAGAGGAGCCAGCACCUACCAACUGAGGGGCCACGCACAGGAGCUGCCAUCCUGUGAGGUCAGCGAUGGAGUCUGAGAGUUAGAGCCCUUUUGGUAGCAGAGAGCCGCUGGACAGGACAGAGGAGCCAUAGGCAGGGAGGUUGGCCCAUGGGCUCAGCCUCUUUAAGGGGGCCAAGCCGUCAGGGUGGGACCGAGCAGUGAGGAACCCCACCCGGUUCCAGUUACUACUAAAUCCACCACUUUUCACACCCUAGAAUGUCAUUUCGCCCUCUCCCCUGGCCUUUCUCCUGGGACCUUUGAGUCUCAUGCUGACUUUCUUGUGCCCUCUUCCUGUUUAGAAUCAGUGGGGGCGGAAAAGGCUUUUCCAGUAUGUCCACAGACUGAGGAAACAGGGAAUGUGGCUUGGGGUUAAGAAGAGCCCUGUAACCUGGAUGGACAGACCCUGCUAGGCGGCAGGAGCAGGUUCUUGGGGAGGAGGCCUGGUGAGGUCACCUCUGGAUUGGCUGUGCUAAGGGCUCAGUGCUGGGCUCUGCUGCCUGCAGGGCGCUGUGUCCCAGCCGUCCCAGACUUGCCGGAAGGAACCGGCACCUCCCCCUAGCCCCUGGUUCUCCCCGUGUUCAGAAUGUGGUAUUGGCUCUGGCCUGGCCUUUCUCCCUGUUACCCGUAAUUCUCACCUCUUUCCAUAAUCCGUGGUUUCAGUUUGACUUUAUAUAUAAAGGUUUUUUUUUUUUUGGCUUUUUGUUUUUUAAAUAAACCAAAGUCAAAAACAAAUCAAGUGUCCUCCAUAGCUCUUCCCCCUUUCCUCCUCUGGGUUUGCCUGUCCUCCCUCCGUCAUGCUGCCAAGCAGCAGCAGCGGGCAGGGUGGGGCGGGCAGGCAAUGAGAGCCACCUUUGGGCCAGGCCAGGGUUGUGGGUGGAACAGAGUUAUAGAUGCCCUGAUAGCUCAGCAGGUGGCAGCAGCAUCCAGGAAAAAAAUAAUUGUUUUUUUCCUUCCUCAAUUUUAACAACAUAUGGACAUUUUAUUGGAAACUUUAUUUGAAAAAAAAAUAAAAUUGCAAAUUUCGGUGAGAGACAAA